Molecule: messenger RNA, 1718 nt
Organism: Polychytrium aggregatum
Lineage: Eukaryota; Fungi; Chytridiomycota; Chytridiomycetes; Polychytriales
Product: NLI interacting factor-like phosphatase-domain-containing protein
Exons: 3
Coding region: 373-1254 (293 amino acids)
Molecular function (GO): phosphoprotein phosphatase activity
Source: RefSeq, a predicted model, not a curated record
GGGCAGAGUCGAGCGGGUGGGGAGGGCCGCUCUUGGCCGUUUCUGCGCUCUGGGUCGUCGUCGUCGUCUUUGCACGCUGCUCGUCAAGAUCUUCUCAGCUUGCUCGCUUUGGAUUCCCACCGUGGAUUCCCAUCUUGGAUACCCACCUUGGAUACCCACCUUGGAUUCUCGCUCAGAUUCCCACCGCUUCGGCCCGCCCACACCGCCCCCAAGCCCUUCCGCUCGAGAUCGCCUGUGAUCCGCCCGCCCGCCUGUCGUCUUCGUCUCUGUUCUGAAGACCCAGCUUCCGCCCACUCCAUCUGCCCGGCUUUCCGUUCGGCUCGCAGCCCCCGACUUCCCCCGUUUCCAUCCUCUCUGUCCAGCACCACCAUCAUGACCGUGAACACUGCCGUUAGACGACCCUUCCUGAUCAUCCUGGACAUCAAUGGAGUCCUGAUCGAUCGCAUCACCGACAGCCCUGCCCGGCGUUUAUCGGAAACAAACCCAUUCCGUCCACACGGGCUCUAUGCAACCAUCUCAAAGCGCAAAGGGCCAGAACGCAUCCACAUCCGUCCGCACGUUGACGUCUUCCUCAAGGUCCUGCUCGAAAACUUUUCCGUUGCUACCUGGACCUCGGCCAUGGCCAAAAAUGCCGAGCCCUUGGUAGAUCUCAUCAUGCAGGACCGCAGCGAAGAUCUGGCCUUCCAGUGGUCUCAGGAUAAGUGCACCCUCACAGGUCGACAGGUGCGCAAGUCGAACGGCAGCGGCAACAAACCCGAGAUCAUCAAGGAACUGCAGACCGUCUGGGAGAGCCCAGAGGUAAACAGCGACAACCGCUGGUCGGAGAAAAACACCAUCAUCAUCGACGACAGCCUGUUCAAGGCUCGAAUGAAUCCCAAGAACAUCCUCCAUAUUCCGGCCUUUACGACCCAGGACCACACCGUGGACUCAAAGAAGGACAUGGUGCUCCCCAGUCUCCUGAAGUACCUGCUUCAAGUAUCCUCCGACGAGACCAAGACCGACGUUCGCGACUGGCCCACUUUCUGCGAGGAGGUUUCCGCUCCCCUCCAGGAGCCUCCGAAUCUGUCGAUUGCAUCGUUUGAGCGGUAUGUCGUCAAGGAGGAAUACCGGAUUGAUCCCUUGGACGAAGCCGACAGAGAGCGCUUCAUCAAGCCCUCCGAGUUUCCACCCAUCCGAGCACCACUCAGCAACCAACAGCGAGACGAUGUCCUGCUGGCUGGCGUCACUCGUCGACUCGAGGCGAUUGGUAUUUAACGCAGCUCGCUGCUUUGGCACCAAAGGGGCUCUGCUCCAACACCAAGAGCGAGGGCCUGGCGGAGGAGUGGCCGGUGCGCAUAGCCACAUCUGCCGAUGCACUGGCCGCCUUUCUUCGGGUCCGAUGCCUCUUCGUCCAAGAUGGCUUUUCUUGCAAGCCGCAUUUUUGUCUCGAUCGAUUGUGGGCCUGGCCAAGUUGCUGCCUGCUCCUACUUUCAGACUCGUAUCCGUUGUUAUUUUUUUGGUAUUGACGACCGACUGCCAGAGUGCUCCAGCAACGACUCUUCUGGCACCCGCCCAUUGUAUUCGAACCGACGCUGGACUGCUUUGCUUGGCUGAUUUGCCUGGAUCGUACGCUCUAUUCAGAAAAAAAAACGGGACACCACACCCGCUUCCAUGAACAUGUGGUAUGUGAUGGGCUUGCGUCGACUGAGCCAUAAGAAAUAGAGCAGAUCACUUUGGCA